AUGACUCAUGGGUCGAACCGGUCGCAAGCAGAGGACGGUGCGUUUGCCGAGUAUAUCGUUGUGAAGGCCGACGUCCAGAUCAAAAUCCCGGCGGAUGGGAGCUUUUCUCGGGCAGCAACCUUGGGACUCGGCAUGAUCACUGCAGGGCAAGGACUGUAUCAGGCGAUGCAGUUGUCCUGGCCAAGCAGUCAAGAAGGCAACAAGCAUGACCACAGUUCCCUUGGAAAAUACGUGCUCGUGUACGGCGGGUCUACAGGUUCGGCUCCCUUCGGGUGCUUUGGGAAUCCAGCUCUUGCGAGAGUACGAGCCCCUGUCACAUACUUACCGAUCACUACAUGUUCGAAGCAUAACUUUGACUAUGUCACUUCCAUCGGUGCAAAAGCUGCAUUUGACUAUCACGACACGGAUUGUGCACAACAGAUCUCCAAGUAUACCAACGGGUCACUUCACUAUGCGUGGGACUGCAUCUCAAGCGAGUCGAGCGCGCAGUUAUGUGCCGACGCCCUCACUUCUGGAGACAAUGAUGUCCGAUACGGAUGCCUUCUGCCCGUCGACUUUCCACGCAAGGAUGUGAAGGUCACUCAUACUCUGGCAUACACUGCCUUUGGGGACCCGUACGACAAAGGCUGGGCCAUAUUGGAAGAAGGCGACACGAAAGAUUUUGAAUUCGCGAAGCGUUGGGUUGCUGUUACAGAGCGGCUUAUACAAGAGGGUCGGAUCCAACCACAUACACCAAAGAUCGGGCAGGGAGGAUUAGAAGGGGUCUUGAAGGGCCUUGAGCUACUGAAGGAAGAUGCGGUUAGUGGACAAAAAUUGGUAUACGAGCUCUAA
Messenger RNA from Exophiala xenobiotica, 831 nucleotides. RefSeq lists its product as uncharacterized. The record is from RefSeq and is a predicted model, not a curated record. The transcript is spliced from 3 exons. NCBI's taxonomy places the organism in Eukaryota, Fungi, Ascomycota, Eurotiomycetes, Chaetothyriales, Herpotrichiellaceae. The coding region runs from base 1 to 831 and encodes 276 amino acids. Gene Ontology annotation, molecular function: oxidoreductase activity, acting on NAD(P)H.